Molecule: messenger RNA, 982 nt
Organism: Elgaria multicarinata webbii
Lineage: Eukaryota; Metazoa; Chordata; Lepidosauria; Squamata; Anguidae
Product: cytochrome b5
Exons: 5
Coding region: 24-464 (146 amino acids)
Cellular component (GO): mitochondrial outer membrane; intracellular membrane-bounded organelle
Molecular function (GO): heme binding
Source: RefSeq, a predicted model, not a curated record
CGAGCGAGCGAGCGAGCCUGACUAUGGGGACGCCGGGCGAGCGCGGCCUCGGCGGGGCCGCCCCGGAGCCCCCUCAGGGCGGCCCUUUCUUCACCCUGGCCGAGGUGGCCAAGCGGAACACCAACAAGGAGACCUGGCUGGUCAUCCGCGGCCGCGUCUAUGACGUCACCGGCUUCCUGGACGAGCAUCCGGGCGGAGAGGAGGUUCUACUCGAACAAGCUGGUAAAGAUGCCACGGAGAGCUUUGACGAUGUGGGUCACUCUGAGGACGCCCAGGACAUGCUGAGACAAUACCUCAUAGGAGAGGUUCAUCCGUGUGACCGCACACCUGAUGCCUCCAAGGAUCCAAACAAGCCUCCGUCAAACGAGUCAAGUUUCUGGUCUGUCUGGUUGAUCCCCAUUCUGGGAGCCCUGGUCCUUGGUGUCAUGUAUCGCUACUAUAUGAUGGAUGGGAAAUCCUCCUGAUUUGGGCCUUGCUGCACUGUUAGACCUGGAAAGCACGCUGUGCCGUUCAAAAUUGUGAGGUUUCCACUGAAUUCUGGUGACCUUCCAGAUUUCGUCUUUCACAUGUAUCGGUUGAUCUAGCAGCCCUAGUGCCUGCAAAGCCAAGCUGGAGUCAGAAGGACCCACCAUUGUCUUUGAUGUAGCUGCAGGAACUGCAGCAUCCGACCAUUCUGUUGUGUUCCUUGUUUCUGUCAUCAUUGGUGGAGGGUUCUUUCCAUUCAGCAGCUUCUGGGUUUAUUGUGGUGGAGGCCUCUGACCUGUGCCAGUCUGUCCUCUCAAGUUCAGAAGGAGUCGGCGUGCAGUUCACAUUCUUCUUUAGAACAGCCUGAUCAGAGACACUGCUGCCUCUUUCUGUACGUGAGUUUUGAAAUGGUUAAAUCCGUAUUUUUAACGGUCUUCUGGUUUACAUAGUCCUACAUGAUCCUGUGCCUUUUUCAUAGGCCUGUUCUGUAAUAAAAGGACUCUCCGAUUACUCUUGA